AUGUUCGUCGACCCCAACAAGAAGCAGGAGCUGCUUGGCGGCGAAUCACCAAAGAUCACACGUGCAUUGCAGCUCCGUUUUGCAGGCGACUGGGGCCAGGCAAACUUUCACCGCAUCUGCUCCUGGCUCACACAGGAACUCUGCGAUCGAGCAGGCCGUGGAUCCUCGGUGACAAUAAAGAGUCUGCCUGAUGGAGGAGUAUCAGCGGCUAAAGACCUGUACCUCGGACAGCUGGACCUCUGCCUCAUCACGCCAAGCGGCCAUACUCCUGCAGCGUUAAACGGCACUGGAAUGUUUGCAGCUGCUGGCUCAAUGCCAAGCUUGCGGGCUCUUGCUGUUCUACCUCAGAGAGAUAGAAUGGUUCUGGCCGUACAUCCUCGAUAUGGAGUGCAAACGUGGGCAGAUAUUCAUCGAGUAAAGCCGCCGAUGAGACUGGUCACUUCGACAGACGACGGGACCAGUACUAUAGGAUAUCUUGCCGCGAAGUACCUCGAAGCGCACGGGCUAGAUCGGGAUGUUCUGAAAUCAUGGGGAGGAGAACUCAUCGACGGAGGAUAUCGCCCUGAUACGUGCGUCGACAAAGUCGCGAACGGCGAGGCCGACUGUCUACUGCAGGAGGCAAUCAUGACUCCUUGGUGGCGGAACUUGAUUGAGAGCGGCCUAUUGACUCCUGUCUCUGCGGAACCCGCUGCCCUGGAAAACUUAAAAAGGGAGCUUGGGUUGGGAGCUGCCACAGUGCGUGCCGAUUUCUGGGAAAAUGUGCCACAGGAGACCCUAGGCAUGGACUUCUCAGACUUUGCCAUUGUUGUGCGAGACGACAUGCCUGAUGAUGUCGCAGGUCUUCUGACUUGGAUUCUUGUCAACAAAAGAAAUGUUUUGGAAUCGCAGUACAGUCACAUUCCCCCGGAGCGCAGCCCUCUGACCUGGCCCCUGGAUCCGAAGGCUAUGGCUCGAACGCACCUCCCUCUCCAUCGAGCGGCAAAGCAAUUUUAUGAGACUGCCGGGCUCAUCUGA
This is a messenger RNA of Zasmidium cellare ATCC 36951, 1014 nucleotides long. RefSeq lists its product as uncharacterized. NCBI's taxonomy places the organism in Eukaryota, Fungi, Ascomycota, Dothideomycetes, Mycosphaerellales, Mycosphaerellaceae. The coding region runs from base 1 to 1014 and encodes 337 amino acids. The transcript has a single exon. The record is from RefSeq and is a predicted model, not a curated record.